AUGUCGCUUCCGCUGAAUGUCAUCCAGCUUGAGUGUGAAGCCGGGAGGUUUGAAAAAAAUGUGUGGACUAUGCUCGAUGAAUCAAUAAAUAAUCUUCGACGAAGCGAUGGUUCAUUUUCUCUAUUUAUGAUCUACCGGCCUUCUGAAACAAUUGUAGAUGGAAAAGAGCUCACGUUUCCGAUUUUGGGUUUAAUUCCAUUCCGAAAUGAAAGAGAUCCAAUGAACCUGGUUAGAAAUCAUGAAGAACGUGAAAUAUAUCCAUUGAUUCAAAAACUGGAAUAUCCUUCGAUCCCUUCGAUCGUGGGAGCGGGAAAAACGAUUGAUCAAGCACGUAUAAAUUUCGGUGAUACGAUAGAAAUCCAUUUCGAGACCAUUCCAUAUUUGAUCUAUCGAAUGAGAAUUCGGGAUAAAAUUGCUUCACAAUGGGUCAGUUGCGGAGUGGAAGGGAAUAUCGAUUAUUACAUCUGUUUUGCACAUCCGAAGAAACUGUUGCACUUUUUGGGUGAAAAAGAAAAAUCGCUUUAUGAACUGACUCAACAACGCUUUGGAAUUUUAGAUGAAAGUAUAUGUUGCAUUUGUAGUGAGAAUUUGAUUGACCACUCCUACAAGUGUGGUCACAUGGUUUGUUAUAAAUGUUUGCCCCGCCUACAAGGAAAAUGUCCAAACUGUCAACGGCAUGGUAGCAUCUAUACUUCUUGUUGUGUGAUCGAUGGUUGUUAUUUGGAGAAAGAGGGCAAACCUUUUUGUGCACAUCCAUGCGGGUGCGUCUAUGGACAAUGUUUACCCACAGGGAAAAUUAAUAAGACGUAUUGGGCAUUCGAAGAUAAAGAUGAAAAAAGCAAUCGUUGGAAGCUCAAGGCAGAUCCGCAAACCGGCUUGCAUCCCGAAUGUCUUCGCUGUAAAAGAUGUGUUUUAGAAUUGAUCAGACUGUAUUGGCGUGUUAGAUGGCAGACGCGAGUGUUUUUAUUCAAAGCUGGUGUCGUCAAGAAACCGCCGGAGAUUUCGCCGUUGCAAUGGUUGGCGGCACCUAAACAAGUUCGGAUUCCUUCUUCUUUACUUGACGAUUUAAAUGAAACCGAAAAAUUACGAUGUCGAAGCGUGGAGCGGGAGGUUCAAUUAAUAUCGCAGCUGUCACCAUUGUUUCCGUCAAGUCUCUUACUGCAGGAUUGGCGGUUUUUAAUAGAAUGCCAAAAUAUUAAGCAACGAUUGGAACAUUUGAAAUUCUUGAAAAAGCUGGAAAAUGAAAAAACUAAAACGAGGAAAGCCCAAAAAUCGAUCGAUUCGUCAUCGAAAGUGAUAUUUAUGAAGGAUGAUUGUCAACUGCUUUCAAUACCCGGAUUUGCACUCAAACGAUGGGAAAAUAAGAUUUCCGGUGCUCGGCAACUUAUUCCAUUUCGUCUAGAUGAACAUCCGAAGCUUGUUGUCGAUUGUCGUUAUUUUCCGCUACUUUCACCGCGGGGUGCAAACUUGACUGCUAUGCAGUUGCAAUAUCUGAUCUCUGCAAACAAGACAUUACAGCACCCUUGGCCACUCUAUUUUAUGAAUUGGGGGAACGAUAAAAGGUUUUUGGAUCUUCAAGAGAAGCACCUUGCCAGUUUCUUUACAAAGGAUCAAAUAAAUGUCAUCGUUUCUGAGUCAAGUUAUGUGGACGUGCUUCCAAAGCAAAAUUUGAUAUAUUUAAGUCCAGACGCUGAUGAGGAGCUAACUCAAAUCAACUCGAAAGAUAUCUUUGUGUUAGGAGGAAUUGUGGACCGAACUGUGGAAAAGAACUUGCAUCCACAAGCCUCUAAACAAACAGCAUUACAAGAUGGCAUUCUUUGUAAAAAGCUUCCGUUAGAUCGGUAUAUCACAUGGAAAAGUGGCUCAAAGUUUCUUACUCUUCUCGCAGUUCAAGGAAUAUUACACGAUGUCUACGAAAAUGGAGCGAUAUCGAUGAGUCUGGAUUCUGGUGGUGAUAGUGGUUCGUUUGGCUCUUCGUAUUCACAGGACUUCAAAAACAACUUUCUUCUGGAAAAUGGGAAUGCCAAAAUGCUUUUAAAUGGGAAAACAAAUGGUUUGUCUGAAGAAAGCCAUUAUUCUUUGUGCAAUGAAGACAACGAACUGAUCGAUGUCAAACCAAUUUACCUGGUUAAUAAGGAACAAUCCAAUGAAGCAAGCCAACUUCAAUUGCCAUCUGGCUCAUACGACGAGGAUGAUUGGAUGGAUGAAGUCGACGUUUCUCGUUUUAGCGAUCUAGCUGCAUCUGGAUUUGAGAUGAUUGAUCGUUCCGAUUCAAAAACUCAUGGGCCUUCAACAAAUGGGCGAUGUUUUCCUAAACCCAACUAUUCUUAUUCUUGCUUAAUUGCUCUGGCUUUGAAAAACAGCCGUACCGGACGUCUUACAGUUUCAGAAAUUUACGCAUUUAUGUGUGAAAAUUUCCCAUAUUUCAAGACUGCUCCAUCUGGUUGGAAAAAUUCAGUGCGUCACAAUCUGUCUCUAAACAAGUGUUUUAUGAAAAUUGAAGUUGAAACUCCCGGAGUGCAGGGCCGAAAGUCUUGUUUGUGGAUGAUUAGACCAGAAAAAGCUGCAAAAAUGGAAGCAGAUUUGCAAAGAUGGCGCGAUAAAGACGCUGGAAAUAUUGAGGAAGCAAUUAGACGACCUGAAGAUAUUGAUGCUGUGCACGAGGGGCGACGAGGAGUUCCCCGAGAAGAUCGCUCAUUACGCACCAUUGAGAAUACAAUCUAUCCAGCGAUGAAAAAUGUGUUGAUUGUACAAAGUGGAAAUGGAAUCGCCACCACCCACGGUCACGCUAUUGAAGCAUUAGAUGCUACAGGUCAUAUUGAAUCACCUCGACGCACCGUUCCACAUGCAUCCUCUCAUCCUGGUCCCAGCCGACCUGUCCUGGAUUUGAAUGAUCGCGUCGGAAUUGGAUUCCCGGAGACAAAGGUCCAAAAUAAGACAACCAUCACAUUUCCUGUACGUGUUUCGGCUAGAGACGACCGUGGACUGAUCGCGGCCACAAGUUCGACUGCAAGGCAACAAAAUCUCAGUCAUAAACCAAAUAUUCUGAGGAGGUCGACCAAUGCUCCGCUAAUGCUUCAACCGCAACCUCGCCUUGCGAGCUCCAAGACGCCAGUAAAAAGCCUCAGCGAACUUCUACCACUUGAUUACAUAUCGAAAUUGGAGAUUACGCCAACGAAAGAAGAAAACUCGCCAGAGAGGGACUUUCUGUGCUCGUUUCGUUCAAAUGUUGAAGAAUCACCGGUGCGUACACUCUUCUCUUCAUAUGAAGCUGCUCAUGCAGCACUCACAAACAAUUCACUUUUAAACUGUGCUCUUGAACAAAGCCCCUAUAAAGAUAUGAAUCCAUUACCCGAAAGUUUACUCCAAUAUCAUCAAGCGAAGGCUCCGCCAUCAAUUUACUACAUCCCAGAGUUCAUAACUGAACACGAUGAGGAGGUUCUCUUAAAAGAGGUUUAUCAAGCUCCUAAGCCUAAAUGGGAGGUUCUAUCAAAUCGGCGUUUGUUGAAUUAUGGUGGCAUUGUGGGAAAGAAAGGAUUAAUACCGAUGAACGACUUUCCAACGGAGUUGACCAAAACAAUACGGAUGAUCGACAAGUUACAAGCCUUUCCAUCGACACCAAAUCACUGUUUAGUCAACGAAUAUACACCAGGUCAAGGAAUUAUGGCGCAUACUGACGGCCCAGCAUUUUAUCCACUUAUUUCGACGAUUACUCUUGGAAGUCACACCGUUCUCAAUCUAUAUGAUUCAUUUCCUUCUGAGAAUGAAGCCACUGAAAAAGAGCAAUUUCGAGCGCUUGAAACCCGCUAUCGAGGCUCUAUGUUAUUGGAAAGAAGAAGUCUCGUUUUUAUUACCGACGAUGCGUACAGUAAAAUGUUGCAUGGCAUAAAUGAAGUUACAGAGGAUGUUUUAAAUGAAAAGACAUGGAACGUAUUGCCAGAACGUUUCGGCGAAAGAAUGACGAGAAAAACACGUGUAUCACUUACUAUACGAUAUGUGCCGAAGGUUUCACGGAAUGCAGCUCUGUCGAUGUUGUCAAAA
This is a messenger RNA of Mesorhabditis belari, 4041 nucleotides long. The record is from the annotation of a GenBank genome assembly. NCBI's taxonomy places the organism in Eukaryota, Metazoa, Nematoda, Chromadorea, Rhabditida, Rhabditidae.